AUGUCCAAAGGACAGAAGGAUAGGAUGUCCGAGGGUCAGGAGGAUGGAAUGUCCGAAGGUACAGAGGGCAGAAUGUCCGAAGGUACAGAGGGCAGAAUGUCCGAAGGACAGGAUGCCCAGAGGUAUGAGAGACAGGAGCACGAACCUCAGGCUGACGAGCCUCCACACCAUGACAAGCCUCCGCACCCUGAUGAGCCUCCCCACCAUGACAAGCCUUCGCACCAUGACGAAUUCCCCCACCAUGAUGGACCUCCACAUCCACCACAGCCUCUGCACCCAGACGAACCCCCACAUCUACUGCAGCCUCCACACCCAAACACACCCCCACCUCCCCCGCAGCCACUACAACAGCAGUAUGAGAUUCGCAUAGAGUGCAGGCAGCGACCCGACGUCGACAUUGACACCCUCACACAAAGUGCCGUCUUUCCAAAAAUUUGA
Molecule: messenger RNA, 438 nt
Organism: Suillus subaureus
Lineage: Eukaryota; Fungi; Basidiomycota; Agaricomycetes; Boletales; Suillaceae
Exons: 2
Coding region: 1-438 (145 amino acids)
Source: RefSeq, a predicted model, not a curated record